AUGUCCCACUGGACCUGGGCGACCUUUGAGCGGCGUGUGGGGUGCGUGCUGGUGGACACGUCGUACCAGCCAUGCCCGCCCGCCGACUGGUACAUGGACGUGCGCCUGUGGUUCGACGCCUUCCACCCCUUCAACCGCACCGAGUCCGCCACCUAUUGCCUCGACAGUCGGCAGCAUCCCACGUAUGGGGCGCAGCUGAACCGCGUGAAGGAAACUCCCGAGAAGAUGCUCGCGGAGCCCACCGUGCUCACCAAUGGGCAUCCAGGCAUGGGUGAGCGGGCAGGGCUUCUUCCCUCCUCCCCCCUUUCCCAAUUCCCUUUUAUUGCAUUUGGUUUUAUGCCUCUUCGUGUUGCCCAUUGCCUCUCCGAGCCGAGUCCUCUAGGCAUGAUGCUCCCGAUCUUCAAGGGCAACGUGACGGCAGCAUCAUCGUUGCAAGAGAGGCAGGCAGCACUCAUGGGCGUGUUUGCAGCGAUGGUGGAUUUCACCCGUCUUGCCGACUUCAUCGAUCUCGAAGUGCUGCUGCAAGGCAUGGAGUAUUCUCUGGAGAUGUAUGACGUCACGGCCACGGAUGUGCUCCCCGGCUCCUCCACCCCGCUGGGCCCGCGCCUGCUGUACGGGGCGGGCGACCUGCCUCAAGGCAACCCCAUGCACGUCAACAAGCUCAUUCCGCCGUCCAACGAGACCAUGCUGCAGCCACACCGCCACAAGGCCGUGCACCACAUCAACCUCACCGACUCAUCAAGAACGUACCAGCUCUGGUGCCGCCCUCCCACUCACAGCCCUCCCACUCACACCCCUCCCACUCACACCCCUCCCACUCACAGCCCUCCCACUCACUCCCCUACCACUCACACCCCUCCCACUCCCACUCACACCCCUCCCACUCACUGCCCUCCCACUCACAACCCUCCCACUCACAACCCUCCCACUCACAACCCUCCCACUCACAACAACCCUCCCACUCACAACCCUCCCACUCACAACCCUCCCACUCACAACAACCCUCCCACUCACACCCCUCCCACUCACAACCCUCCCACUCACAACAACCCUCCCACUCACACCCCUCCCACUCACAACCCUCCCACUCACAACAACCCUCCCACUCACACCCCUCCCACUCACAACCCUCCCACUCACAACAACCCUCCCACUCACACCCCUCCCACUCACAACCCUCCCACUCACCAAUUCAUCACGGAGUUGCCAGCUCUGGCGCCCGCGAGUCGCUUCUUCAGAUGCAUUGCUCUUCCUCCUUGA
This is a messenger RNA of Closterium sp. Naga37s-1, 1260 nucleotides long. The record is from the annotation of a GenBank genome assembly. Lineage: Eukaryota; Viridiplantae; Streptophyta; Zygnematophyceae; Desmidiales; Closteriaceae.